CGCAGAACGUUUGAUCAGGUUGGGCAAAAGUGCCGGGAAUUUCAAUGAGCUAAUCAAUUGAGUUGCGAAAGUGAAUUGAGUAGAAAGUGUGGGAAUAUGUGGACUUGCUUAGUGGUUUUGUUCAUGGCAGGAUUUACCCAGGCUAAAUCCCCUCCUGACGCCACAUUGGAUACAUUUUUGAAUGACACCAAUCAACAACUCGCUGUUAUUUAUGAUCAGGCUGUGUUGGCUCAGUUGUUGAAUGAGUUGCGUGGACCCAAUGAUUUGGUGGCACUAUUGGAGAUCGAGGUCACCGAUGAUAAGCUUAUAAAAUAUGUGAAGAGUCUAACGACCCGUAAGGCCAAGUUCAAGCGGUUGGGUCUAGGGGAUUCCCGCCAGCGGAGGCUUCUCGCCAAGUUUCCCCUACUGGGCUAUGAGGCUCUGUCUCCUAGAGAUUUAAAGCGGGUCUACGCACUGGCCUCCAAUAUGAGCGAUAAUUACCACAACGUCAAGUUGUGUGCAUACAAACAGCCGGAUAAUUGCACUCUGCGACUCAUACCACAGGUUCAAUCGAUAGUUCAAGGGAGCCGAGAUCUGGACGAGAUUGAGUAUUACUGGUUUGAGUGGCGAAGGCGCACGGGUUUGGCCACCAGGUCUCAGUUCGUGGCCUUCAUGGAUCUGUAUAAAAAGACCGCCCAGCUGAAUGGAUAUGAUCGUGCAGAGGACUAUUGGUUCCGAUCCUUGGAACUAAAUGGUCAGGAGACCAUGUCCUUGUUAGAUAAAAUAAUGCAUGGCUUGCGACCUUUGUUUCUGCAGUUUCACGCUCAUGUCAGGGGUUCGUUGAGGAAGAUGCAUGGGGAAAGAUUGGUCCCCAGGAACAGACCCUAUCCCCAACAUCUGGCAGAGGUCUUCAUUGGUAAUGCCUUCAGGCGGGUCCAGGCCGAAUGGUAUGUGGAUUUGCCAUCACCUGAGGCAGGUUUGGUCAAUAUCACCCAGGAGCUGCAUCGUCGGGGAUUGAGCACCACUCAAAGGGUAUUCUGGAAUGUGGCCGAGUACUUUAGAGCACUGGGUCUUCCCCAGUUGGAAAGCUCCCUUUGGACAUAUGCUCAAAAAGUAUCCUCCGAUGACGACGAUCGCUGUUGGCACAAAGCCUGGCGGUAUUAUGCCCUGCCCAGAACCAACUUUACCUACUGUCCCCUGAACGACGAGGAGCGUUUCUUCAACAUGUUUGAGGCCCAGGCGGACCUGCACUACUAUCGAGCUGCCUCCAUUCAACCGACCUUACUUCAGGAGGAGCCCUUUCCCAAUUUCAGUGAUGCGAUUGGCAAGUGUUUCUCCAUGGCAGCCAGUUCACCGCGUUUUCUCCGAAAACUGGGAUUAUUAAAGGAGGGCAAAUGGAAGGAGUUGCCAGCUCGCUUGAAUCGCCUGUAUGUUCAGGGCCUUCGGGUUGUGUUCCUCCUGCCCGUUUUCUACGUCCUGGAUCGCUUUCGAAUCGAAGUUCUAAGUGGACACAUUAAGGCGGAUGACAAUGAGGCCUACUGGCGAUUUACAGAGCACUAUACAGGAGCAGCAGCUCCAACAAAAAGGACCAAUGAACAGUUCGAUGUGCCGGCCAAGCUGCUCAUGGAGGUGGAUGACCAGUAUGCCAGCCACAUUCUGAGCAUUGUGCUGCAGUUCCAAUUGUUGGAACACUUCUGCACCAAAACAGGGCAGUUUGAAAAGGGAAAUCCCAAGAAACCUUUGGAUUUGUGCGAUCUAUCCGAUCAGCGUGGCCUAGGAGAAAUUCUCCAAAAGGCCAUGUCCCUGGGAUCUUCGGUUUACUACAGAGACGUUCUACAAGAGCUGGUUAAUCAACCCGAAAUCAGCAUAGAUGGCUUACUGACCUACUUUCAGCCUCUACAAGAUUGGUUACAGCACCAAAAUCAACAGAAUAAACUCGAUGUUGGUUGGUCAUAAA
Molecule: messenger RNA, 1936 nt
Organism: Drosophila rhopaloa
Lineage: Eukaryota; Metazoa; Arthropoda; Insecta; Diptera; Drosophilidae
Gene: Ance-2
Product: angiotensin-converting enzyme
Exons: 4
Coding region: 97-1935 (612 amino acids)
Biological process (GO): proteolysis
Cellular component (GO): plasma membrane
Molecular function (GO): peptidyl-dipeptidase activity; metallopeptidase activity
Source: RefSeq, a predicted model, not a curated record